Enterobius vermicularis (human pinworm) is the source of this 216-nucleotide messenger RNA. Lineage: Eukaryota; Metazoa; Nematoda; Chromadorea; Rhabditida; Oxyuridae. The record is from the annotation of a GenBank genome assembly.
AUGACAGAGAAAGAGUUUAUUAGGGAGAAUAUUUGGUGCAGGAAAGACAAUGAAGAAAGGAAGGGAAAUGGGAUUCGGAAAACAAAUAUGCCCUUAGAAGACAAAAUUUUGCCGUUGUCGUCGUCGUUGUCGUCGUCGUUGUCGUCGUCGUUGUCGUCGUCGUUGUCGUCGUCGCCGUCGUCGUCGUUGUCGUCGUCGUCGUCGUCGUCGUCGUAG